CAAUUAUUUUUGGUUAUGUUUAUAUUAUCUGGGAAUAAGUGAGAUGGCUGAAGAUUCAAAAACCGUCCAAGGAGAAAGCUGCAAUUUCAUUUUUAAAAAACGCUUGAUUAAAGGCAGGGGCUCCAGAAGAAGACAGUCUAGUUCUGAAGAUGAUAAUGACAAAAACCAGAAUGAAAGUGCAGAGCAAUCUGUAGUGGUGAAACCAAGGAAAAGAAAAAUUAAAGAAAAUCCAAAUAAGCUAAGCACUAGCAAGUUACAAAAAAAACAAUCUGAAGAUAAUGAAGACAGUUCAUCAGAGGAUGAUGUACUAGUUAGCUACAAAUCAACACGGUCAGCCGUUCCAGAAGGUCCUCAGGAUCAAGGAGCUACAGCUAUUUUGGAAAUUGAAACUCAAAAGGAUAGAGAUGCCCAAGCAAUUUUCGAAAAACGACUUCAAGUUAAUAAAGAUUUGGAAGGAAAACAGGAUGACAAAAUUUACAGAGGAAUUAAUAAUUACAUGCAGUAUUACAAACCGAAAGAUACUGCUGCUGGAAAUGCUAGUUCUGGUCUUGUAAGAAAAGGUCCAAUAAGAGCACCAGAAAAUCUUCGUGCUACGGUGAGAUGGGAUUAUCAACCUGAUAUAUGUAAAGACUACAAGGAAACUGGCUUUUGUGGUUUUGGAGAUAGCUGUAAAUUUCUUCACGACCGAAGUGAUUACAAGCAUGGUUGGCAAUUAGAAAGAGAAUGGCAGGAAGGAAGAUAUGGAGAGGACAGUGACGAUGACAAAAAAUAUGAAAUUUCUUCCACUGAUGAAGAAUUACCUACAGAAUGUCCUAUUUGUAAAGGAGAAUUUGUUGACCCAGUUGUUUCCAAGUGCAACCACUACUUUUGCGAGAAAUGUGCAUUAGAAAGAUAUAAGAAAACUAUCAAAUGUUUUGUCUGCAAUGCGCAGAUUACCACUUUUAAUCCCGGAAGAAAACUGUCUGCAAAGCUGAACAAAGUAGAUGGCAUCAAAAAGGAGAGCAGUAGUGAAAGUGAAUAAUGAUAGUAAAUGUACUUACAAUUUGAUAAAAUCCUCAAAUGUAUUUCUUCAAGAAACAGGUAAUUUUAUCAGUAUGUAUCAUUUAUCUGUGUAAAAUACAGUAAAACAGGGAAAUAAAUGUUUAGCUGUUUUGGCCUUCAA
Messenger RNA from Cylas formicarius (sweet potato weevil), 1162 nucleotides. It is a transcript of the gene mdlc, whose product is annotated as E3 ubiquitin-protein ligase RNF113A. The coding region runs from base 44 to 1021 and encodes 325 amino acids. The record is from RefSeq and is a predicted model, not a curated record. Lineage: Eukaryota; Metazoa; Arthropoda; Insecta; Coleoptera; Brentidae. Gene Ontology annotation, biological process: snoRNA splicing. Gene Ontology annotation, molecular function: metal ion binding. The transcript is spliced from 6 exons. Gene Ontology annotation, cellular component: U2-type spliceosomal complex.